This is a messenger RNA of Lepidothrix coronata (blue-crowned manakin), 1023 nucleotides long. It is a transcript of the gene TMPRSS5, whose product is annotated as transmembrane protease, serine 5. The coding region runs from base 1 to 1023 and encodes 340 amino acids. Gene Ontology annotation, molecular function: serine-type endopeptidase activity. The transcript is spliced from 9 exons. Gene Ontology annotation, biological process: proteolysis. Lineage: Eukaryota; Metazoa; Chordata; Aves; Passeriformes; Pipridae. Gene Ontology annotation, cellular component: membrane. The record is from RefSeq and is a predicted model, not a curated record.
AUGGCAAACUCCCUGCUGGAAGCUCAGCUGGAAGGACAUCCUGGCUGGCUCCUGGUGUGCCACGAGGGCUGGAAUGGCUCCCUGGGCACCCUGCUCUGCCAGCAGCUCGGGUACCUCAGAAUGACCCAUCAGAAAGGAGUGAACCUGACGGAUGUCAGGGUGAACGAGGAGCAGCAGUUCCUUCAGGUCAGACCCCACCAGGAAGGGAGCCUGGAAGACUUGUGGGAGGUCAGGAGCAGCUGUGGAUCGGGGCGAGUCGUGGCUCUCAAGUGCUCAGAGUGUGGGCUGCCCCCCGGGGCCGUGCGGGUGGUCGGGGGGGCAGAUGUGCCCCCUGGGCGCUGGCCCUGGCAGGUCAGUGUGUGCCAGGGCUCCCAGCACCGCUGUGGGGGCUCGGUGCUGGCACGGGAGUGGAUCAUCACGGCGGCUCACUGCGUGCACAGCUCCAGGAGGCUCCAGGGCUCUGCCUGGCGGGUGUUUGCAGGGAUUGUCACCCACGGCUCCCUCAGGCAGGAGGCCGGGGUGCCAGUCCAGGAGGUUGUUCCCCACCCGCUCUACAACCACAACAGCCUCGACUACGACAUCGCCCUCAUGAAGCUGCGAGUGCCCCUGAAUUUCUCAGCUGCCAUCCGAGCCGUGUGCCUGCCACCCUCCCACCAGGACCUGCUCCAGGGCACACAGUGCUGGGUCUCUGGCUGGGGCUACACCACCCCUGACCAAGCGCAGGUGGCCGGGACGCUGAAGGAGGCCCUGGUGCCCCUGAUCGGGACCCGGAGGUGCAACAGCUCGUGCAUGUACCCGGGGGAGCUCACUGCCAGGAUGUUGUGUGCUGGGUACCCCCGCGGGCAGGUGGACGCGUGCCAGGGGGACAGUGGGGGCCCCCUCGUGUGCUGGGAUGGAUCCACGUGGCGCCUGGUGGGGAUCGUGAGCUGGGGCCAGGGCUGUGCUGAGCCCAACCACCCCGGGGUCUACACCAACGUGGCCCAGCUCCUGCCCUGGAUUCACCAGGUCACUCAGAUCUACUAG